UUUCACUUAAUACGACAGUACCAAAUUAUUUGUUCUGACAAAACAAGUUCAGUACAGUGAAAAUUAAAUGUUUUUCUAAGUUUUAUUUGGUUUUAGAACUGCGUUCCUUAAUGAUAACAUAUAGAUUAGUGAAAUAAGUUAAAAUAUUUGGGACAAUAUCUAUUCAGAUAUAAAUUUAUGUUCUUAUUCAGAGAAAUUUCUGUUUUCUUAACAAGCAUAUUGCUUCGAUCACCUUUGCAGAAUUAUAUCGGCAAGCCUUUCCCAGCACUGAGUCUCUGGACCACGUGGUCGCUAUGAAAGCUGGGGCGUCGCCUUCUUUUCCGCCUUCCCGACACGAAAGGGAGCCGCAUGCCGGCAUAGAUCUCACGUUUCCCCCUCCGGCUCUAGUUCCUCUCUCUAGGAACUCUUCUUCUUCUUCCUACCAAAGUCAGCUGCACUAUUCGCCUCGCCUUCCUCCCCACCAUCUCCGAUGGCCUUCCGGAGUGGCGCACUCCUCUCUGUAUGCCACGGGACGGAGGAGACCCGGCGUCCCCGAGAAAUCUCUCCCCUUUUCACACUACGAACUGAAAAAGUCUAGUAGUCUGACAUCUGGCGGAAUGCGGAUGCCCUCCACGCCCUCUGCUCCCAGUCUCAGCCACCCCAGUCCGGCUCCCGGCUCGAGGGGAACCGACGACCUGGAGGCGUCCGACAGUAUUACGGACGACGACGACACACUCUCUUCGGGCCUCAGUGGUGAAUAAAAUUCUUUUACUCUUGCAAUUUGUUUGGCAUCUUGUGAUGUAUUUUUAUUAUUUUUUUCCUUUUGCCUUUCUUUCUUUAAACUCUUGAAUUUAUUUUUUACAUUUUUCUUGUGAUCGAUAUUGUUUUUUGAGCUCAUUCCAUGUCUGAUGCGAUAGACCAUUUCAAUAUAAAAUUAAAUCCCUCGUGGAAUUCAUUUUUAUUCUGUUGUACAAUCUCUUCCCUUUAUAAUAACUAUUUUGUAUUAAUAUUUUUACGUGAAUGAUUAAUAAUUUUUUAUUUAAAACAGAAGCAAAUAAGGAUUUGAUAUGGAAUGUCUCAAUUAAAUGAAUAUCGUAAACCUUAAAGAAUUGUGCAGGAUUCCAAAUUUAAAUAAUCUUAUCUAAGAAACUGCCAGAAUACAUUAAAGUUAACUAGGGAUACACAUUCUAAAUAAUGAAUUUUGUACAACGCACCUGUUUUCUUAUGAAUUAAUUAUCCCUUUAAACAUUAUAAUAAUUUAGAUACUUUGAAAAUAAGUUGUUUGGUUAGCCAACUUAAAAUGAAAGUUAUGAAAGAAAGUUGGAAAGAGUUGCCAGUGUAAUAAAUGUAUAAGUGUGCGCGGUCAUAUAGGCAUUUGGCCAACACGCUGUUUCAUAUGUAAUGCUUUUAUACUCUUAAGUUGCUUUUGCCAGAUUUGGACUUCUGUACGUUUUUGGCCGAUGCGCAUAUGGCAAUUAGACCAAAGAUGAAAUUGGUUUUAAUUAAAUGUUUUUUAAUAACUCAUGCUCCUAACUUCACCUGCAUUUCACACAUAUUUGUAAUAAUAACAGUACUACGAGUCCCACAAGAUAGCAUUCCUUCUUCUAUGGUACACCUCCAUCGAUUAUGUCCAAAAUGUCGACGGAGUAACCAUGUCUCUUUUUCUAUUUGUUACUAUUGUGAACAAUAUUUUGGCGCAGAGAUGCAAAUCUAUGGGUAUGCACAUUCUAAUUAUAUUAUUAUAACAAUUAAUUAUUAAAUUAUUGUCAAAACAUGUAUGCAUUUGUAAGGAGAAGUCUCAGUCUUGAAAGUUAAAUAAUAAUAAAUUAAGUACAGUAGACCACCCUAUAACAUGGGUUCAUAUAAUGCGGAUUCGUAUAUCGUGGUGAAAAAAUUGCGAUUGUAUUCGUAUAAAG
Messenger RNA from Centruroides sculpturatus (bark scorpion), 1895 nucleotides. RefSeq lists its product as uncharacterized. The transcript has a single exon. The coding region runs from base 294 to 740 and encodes 148 amino acids. The record is from RefSeq and is a predicted model, not a curated record. Lineage: Eukaryota; Metazoa; Arthropoda; Arachnida; Scorpiones; Buthidae.